AUGCACCUUCUGUUUCCAAGCAAAAGCCUCCUAGUUCAAAUGACGAGAAACUUGUUAAAGAUCCAACAACAAAUGAUCUAUUGGAUAAUGAAUUUGUGGAUCCUCGAACUCAUUAAAAAUAAUAUUAGUGCUAGUGUUGCUGCAGAUAAAUUAGAUAUUACAUUGAAUAGAGACUUCAAAGAAGAUCAACAUAUUGUACCUUCUCAGGAUGAUACUGUACAAAAUCCACUUGUCUUAUCUUCUGGCGAAGCUAGUGCAGAUAGAGAAAUGAACCCAGGAGCUUUAGGUGAACUUGAGCUUUCACCCCGCAUAGCUGUUGGACAACCGGGAGAUGAUUCUUACCCUGGUUAG
Lathyrus sativus (Indian pea) is the source of this 351-nucleotide messenger RNA. The record is from the annotation of a GenBank genome assembly. NCBI's taxonomy places the organism in Eukaryota, Viridiplantae, Streptophyta, Magnoliopsida, Fabales, Fabaceae.